AUGGGAAAAUGCAAGGAAAAAGGACUAGAAGUAAUGCACGGAGAGGCAGUGAGGGAAUUAUUCAUUUGUUACACAUGUAACUAUGAGACUAACUGUAGAGCGGAAUUGAUAAGGCACUUGGGUGAAGAAAAAUAUGGGUCUAAUAAGAGUGCUGAUGUGCUUAAUAUUUGUGUACAUUGCAAAGCCUCUUUCGUAAAAUCAGAAUCUCUAGAUGAUCAUAUAAUAAGAAAACACCCAGAUUUUGUAACGUCGGUUUCGCGUAAGAUAUAUGAAUGCCCAAAUUGCACUUUUAAGAGUGUCUCUAAGUACAAAAUACCUAGUCAUAUGAGAAGAGUACAUUCUGAUACAAACAGCUCGUUCUACGUGUGCACACAUUGUAAAUCUACUUUUAAAAAAGCGGAAUCGCUGGACGAUCAUAUAGUUAAAAUACAUCCAACUUUCAUAUCGUCGGUUAAAAGAAAAAUUUAUGAAUGUACCAGAUGUCCAUUAAAAACGGUAUGGAAAGGAAAGCUGGAAAAACAUAUGAUGAAGACACACCUGAAUUUACUAGUCGGUAAUUUGAUCAAUCCGUGCUCGUCUUGCGACAAAGUUUUCAAAAAUAAACAGUCGCUGGACGAGCAUAUAUUAAAGAAGCAUCCGGAUCGUUUUUGGUCUAUAACAAGAAAAAUAUUCGAAUGUCCAAUUUGUCAAUUUCAAACAAUCGCUAGAGAUAAACUGCAAAGACAUCGGAUGGUUCAUCACCCCAAUACAGCAUCUAACUUAUUCAUAUCGUGCAUGCAUUGCGACAGCGUGUUCAAAACUAAGGAUAUGCUAGAUGAUCAUAUAGUGAGAAAGCAUCCAGAUUUCAUAGCAUCAGUUUCACGCAAAAUACAUCAAUGUCCAAAAUGCCCGUUCAAGACCGUCAUAAAGUAUAAAAUAGAUGGACAUACGAGAUCAUAUCAUCCUGAUUCAAACUCACUUCUGCACACAUGCGCUCAUUGUAAAUCUACUUUUAAAAAGCGAGAAUCGUUGGACGAUCAUAUCGUCAGAGUACAUCCCACGUUCGUAUCGUCUGUUAAAAGGAAAAUACACGAAUGUACCAAAUGUGAAUAUAAAACGAUAAGUAAACGUACGUUGGAAAGGCAUAUGAUGGGUACACACCCUAAAGCAGCAUCCAGCUUGUUCGUCUCGUGUGUACAUUGCGAUAAACUUUUCAAAAGGAAAGUAGCUCUGGAUGAGCAUCUACUACAGAAGCAUCCAGACUGUUCCGAUUCUGUUGCAAGAAAAAUAUUCGAAUGUCCGAAUUGUCCGUUUAAAACAGUAGUCAAAAGCAUGCUCGGAAGGCAUACGAUGAAGUGCACACCCAAAAGCAGCAGCAGGAUGAAGCAGUCAAAACAAACAAACGCUAGUUACAAGCAAAGUACGCACAGGAAACCAAAUUUUUACUUGUACAUUAUCUAA
Messenger RNA from Acanthoscelides obtectus, 1440 nucleotides. The record is from the annotation of a GenBank genome assembly. Lineage: Eukaryota; Metazoa; Arthropoda; Insecta; Coleoptera; Chrysomelidae.